AUGGCAGGAGAUCAUUAUAGUGCAUAUAUUCCUACUCCACCUCGCAUGGAUGAAAAUACUAUAUACAGCAUUUCUCCAAAUCAGCAACCGUGUUCCACACUUCCACUACCAGUUCCAAACUAUGACGGUGCAAAGGCAUUAGACUCGUACGGAAUUUUCCUCAAAGAGUGUCAGUUCGCAAUCCAAAAUGUGGAAGCUGUCAGAAUAUUAGAAUAUUCAGAAAACUUGAAACAGUUAGUGAAAAAGUUGCCUUAUUACUUACAUGAAAAAUGGAGAAAUAUAGUGUACGAACUGAAGCAAAGAAAAGAAAUCGUAAAGUUCCAUCAUCUUGUCAACUUCGUUCACAAAGAAGCAAAGAAAGCCACAGACCCAAUUUACGGAAGAGAAGUCAUGAGCACUUCAAAGGCAGUCGUUAAAAAUUCACAGGAUAACCAAACUGGGAAAAUAACAAAGUUUUCUACUACACACAAAAACUUUGCAAUUAUAGCAAAGGAACCAUCUAAGGAUUCAGAAGACAGAUAUACAUUCUUGAAGUCAAAAGGACUGUGUUUCGGUUGCUUGAGAUCUGGUCACUUAAAGAGUAAUUGUCAAAGGAAGUUGUCUUGUGUACAUUGUAAGAAACUUCACCCUAGCGUUCUUCAUGUUGACCCUCAGAAGAAAAAUGAAGGUUACGGAAUACCAAGUCAUUCGAACAGUGGCAAUGGAGCAACAGCAUUGUCAGUGGCUGCUCAUAUGGGGGCUGGAGACUCCGUAAGGCAAGCACUCCCCAUUGUACCUGUUAGACUAAAAUCUAAAUGUAGUGAUAAAUAUCUGACAACUUACGCUUUCCUAGAUUCUGGUAGCAAUGCUACAUUUUGUUUAGAGUCACUUACCGACUUGUUGAACGUGGAAGGAAAGAGAACCAAAUUGAAUUUAGUUACUAUGGGACAGGAAAAGGUUCACGACAGUUACGUUAUUUGUGGUCUGGAAGUGAUCGACCUAAAUGGUGACAAUACCAUUGAGCUACCACCUGUUUUUACACAAUCUACUUUACCAGUGUCCAAGAAGGAUGUGAUUUUCCUGGAAGAUGUGAAAAGGUGGUCACACUUACAUGGUGUUGAAUUGAAUGUGAUCGAUUGUGACAUUGGACUUCUGAUCGGAGUAAAUGUGCCAAAAGCAUUGGAGCCUUGGGAAAUUAUUCCCAGUGCUAGUAAUGGACCCUUUGCAGUGAAAACAUUACUAGGUUGGGUUAUCAACGGACCACUUGAAGUGAUUAUGAAUAAUGACAACUACAGUACAUCGGUGUCUGUCAAUCGCAUUGAUGUAAGGAAACUGGAAGAACAGAUUUGUGACCAAUUCAACUAUGAUUUCAGUGAGAGAAUAAUUGAUGAUGUUCAUGAACCGUCCAAAAAUGACAGGAAAUUCUUAGAACGUGUAUCUAAUUCAAUUCGUUAUGAGAAUGGUCACCAUACGAUUGGACUUUCUUUUAAGUAUCACAAUGUGAGCUUACCAAACAACAGAAAGCAAGCCGUCCAAAGAUUGUCGUUUAUUGCCAAACGAUUCAACCGUGACAAAAACUUUCACAAAGAGUAUUGUGAUUUCAUGAACAAGAUCAUAAGUGAAGGAUACGCCGUCAAGGUACCAGCUGAAGAACUCGGUCUAGAUGACGGAAGAGUGUGGUAUUUGCCACACCAUGGAGUUUAUCACCCAAAGAAAAGGAAGUUGAGAGUGGUGUUCGAUUGUGCAGCUAGAUAUCAAGGCACUUCAUUAAAUGACCAACUUCUACCAGGACCAAAUCUGACUAAUACACUUGUUGGUACACUAUUGAGAUUCAGGCAAGAAGAGAUCGCAGUGAUGGGAGAUAUUGACAGUAUGUUCCAUCAUUCAAGUACAUUUACCUCGUCAAGAUGCCAGUUUUCACAGAUUUUUCUGGUGGAUGGAUGGAGAUACCAGUAA
Ostrea edulis (European flat oyster) is the source of this 1935-nucleotide messenger RNA. RefSeq lists its product as uncharacterized. The transcript is spliced from 3 exons. Lineage: Eukaryota; Metazoa; Mollusca; Bivalvia; Ostreida; Ostreidae. The record is from RefSeq and is a predicted model, not a curated record. The coding region runs from base 1 to 1935 and encodes 644 amino acids.